UGAGAGCACUUCCUGGAGCUGAGAGUCAGUUGUCUGUGUUCUGACAUGUUUCGAGGGCUGUUGUUUACUGUUACCUGAAGUUUUAUUGGCUUCACUGUUAUUUGUCGUCCACUUAAUCCAUAAGAAGCCUGUUUUCGCUGCCUUGAUGCAAAAGCUGGAUCAUUUAGGGGUCAGAGCAGGUUUAAAUAAUGAAACAGGAGUACCAGGAUCUCAUCCUGCAGGUGUGUGGUGCUUCAUCUCUGCGAGUUGGUUCUAAGAUCCAGACCCUGUGGAGUGGCUAUGGGGAGAUAGUCCGGCUGUACCUGGAGGGCUGUGACCGGCCCUCUGUGGUCGUCAAACAUGUCAAGUUCCCAGAGGAGGCCGAGCACCCCGGCGGCUGGAACACGGAUCGCUCCCACAGUCGUAAAGUGAGAUCCUACCAGGUGGAGACGCACUGGUACCAGAACUACUCCACCAAUCAGAGGUGUCGCAUCCCUGCCUGCCUGGCUGCCCGUUCCUAUGGCGACGAGAUGCUGAUCGUGCUGGAGGAUCUGGAUGUGGCCAGUUAUGAUCAGAGAAGAACCAGCGUGAAGGACAGGGAGAUAAGGGCCUGUCUGAGCUGGCUUGCCCACUUCCAUGCUGUCUUCCUGGGUGCAGCACCAGAGGGUCUGUGGCCUGUCGGUACCUACUGGCACCUAGAGACCCGACCUGACGAGCUGGAGGCCAUGGAGGACGCCGAGCUCAAAGCAGCCGCCAGCGACAUCGACAGGAUCCUCAACGAGUGUCGCUUCAAGACCAUCGUUCACGGGGACGCUAAGUUAGCCAAUUUCUGUUUCUCCCAGAGUGGGCAGGACGUGGCAGCUGUGGACUUUCAGUACGUUGGUGGAGGCUGUGGGAUAAAAGACGUUGUGUAUUUCCUGGGAAGCUGCAUGGAGGAGAAGGAGUGUGAAAAGAGGGUACCAGCACUAUUGGAUUACUAUUUCUCAGAGCUGAAGCUGUCUGUGAAAAAAGAUGUGGACUCUGAUGCCCUGGAGAAAGAGUGGCGGGAGAUGUUUGCAUUUGCAUGGACAGAUUUUCAUCGUUUUCUGCUGGGAUGGAUGCCUGGACACUGGAAGAUUAACCGAUACAGUAAACAGUUGACCAAGGAGGUCUUGCACAAACUUAAACAGUGAUCAGAAUCUAUAAUUAUUGGCUUCCACAAAAAACAUCACCACAAAUUAAUAACCGCUAACAACAGAUUAUCAAUUUUAAACCUGGAAGCAUGAAUAUGGGGAAAGGAAUCAGCCACACAAAUAAGUCCUCUCGUGUGUAUGUGCAACCAUGUAAUUCCUAUGUAAUUUGUGGAUAAAUAAAAGAGUUUGAAACAUG
Messenger RNA from Amphiprion ocellaris (clown anemonefish), 1347 nucleotides. It is a transcript of the gene pkdc, whose product is annotated as protein kinase-like domain containing. Lineage: Eukaryota; Metazoa; Chordata; Actinopteri; Pomacentridae. The record is from RefSeq and is a predicted model, not a curated record. The coding region runs from base 189 to 1151 and encodes 320 amino acids. The transcript is spliced from 3 exons.